AUGUUUACCAACCUUUUCCAAGGCCGAGCCAACUCUUGUGAGAGCUCUAACACUCCAUCAAUCAGGAGGGAAGGACUAGGCCCUCUAUUGAGCUUGCAACAACCGGAGGCUUACAUUUGCGCACGCUGCUCAAAAGGUUUCCCUUCCUCUCAAGCCCUUGGAGGCCACCAGAAUGCUCAUAAGAGGGAGCGUAACGAGGAGCGCAAGCAGAUGCUGGAGGAGCGAGGCAGAAUGAUGCUGGAGGAGCGCACCAGAAUGAUGAUGGAGGAGUACCUUUCAAUGAAGGAGAUGAACUACAACACACAUAUUCUGUCUCCUCAUCCUCUAAAGGCUGUAUCUCCAAAUGGCGAAGAUAUGAUGCCUUUUUUGACUAUGCAGAUUCCUAUGCCCCAUCAAGGCAAUGAUCUUAUGAUGAACCCAGAAACAUUACUUGCUUUCCAUUCUCGAAAUGGACAGGCCGGUUUCCUGCCUGGUUUUGGGUUUGGUCCUACUCUUGGUGAUACAGUUGCACAUCAUCAGAUCCCAUAUAGGGUUCAUCAUGAAAAUUGUAAUAAUGGAUCAUAUGAGAUCCCAUAUGGGGUUUCCCCUUCAAAUGACAACAAUCAUUAUCCAGCCUAUCCCACAAUCAAUAAUAAGCUGAGACCAUGGGAGCUGGAUAUGAAUCCGGUAAGAAACUUAGAUCAGUCGACUGUCUGGACGGGGGAGUCAUCAAAUGCAGCUGUGGAAGAUGCAAGUAUUGGAGCCCUUCUUAAGAGACAAGAGAUGAAUGAAGUCACCUUCAAUGAGGAGCUGGACUUAACUUUGAGGCUCUAA
Molecule: messenger RNA, 813 nt
Organism: Dovyalis caffra
Lineage: Eukaryota; Viridiplantae; Streptophyta; Magnoliopsida; Malpighiales; Salicaceae
Source: the annotation of a GenBank genome assembly